Doryrhamphus excisus (bluestripe pipefish) is the source of this 2146-nucleotide messenger RNA. It is a transcript of the gene retsat.2, whose product is annotated as retinol saturase, tandem duplicate 2. Gene Ontology annotation, molecular function: all-trans-retinol 13,14-reductase activity. The record is from RefSeq and is a predicted model, not a curated record. NCBI's taxonomy places the organism in Eukaryota, Metazoa, Chordata, Actinopteri, Syngnathiformes, Syngnathidae. Gene Ontology annotation, biological process: retinol metabolic process. Gene Ontology annotation, cellular component: endoplasmic reticulum membrane.
AGCCAUCAGGAAGUAAAUAAACUGCCAAGCUCGGCGACGGCAGCGUUGCCACCGGUGGCCAAAAGUCAAGCCUUAGAGCAACAAUGUGGUUCGCUGUCGCGUUUGUUUGUGUCGCUUUGAUAGCUUUGGUACUUAAAUAUGUCUUUACUGCUCCUGGACUCAACCCCUUUGCGGUGGACAGCCGUGAACCCCUUAAACCAAUGGUCCUCAACCGUAAAGAGAAGAACAAAGUGUUGAAACAAGGCUUCCUGGCCAGUAAAGUACCCGACAACUUGGAUGCCGUGGUGGUGGGCAGUGGGAUCGGCGGCCUGGCGCUCGCCGCGAUGCUGGCCAAAGUGGGGAAGAAAGUCCUGGUCCUGGAGCAGCACGAUCGCGCCGGAGGAUGCUGCCACACGUUCACGGAGAAGGGUUUUGAGUUUGACGUCGGAAUUCACUACGUCGGCGAAAUGCACAGCUACAAACCGCUGCGCUGCGUCCUGGACCAGAUCACCAACGGGCAGCUGCAGUGGGACCCAAUGGACAAUCCAUUUGACCAAGUCCUGAUCGGACCGCCUGAAAACCGCCGCCGCUAUCCCAUCUACAGCGGCAGCAAACGCUUCCCCGCCGGGCUGAAGAAGUACUUCCCUGGCGAGGAGAAGGCCAUCGACGAGUACAUGAGGCUGGUCAAGACAACAGCACGCAACGCCUGGGUCGUGGUGCUCCUGAAGCUUAUCCCCGAGCCCUUGGCCAAGUUCCUGGCCGUCAGCGGCUUGCUGAAAACUCUCUCACCUUUCUACAAAAUGGCAACCCGCAGCCUGACCGAGGUCGUCAACGAACUGACAGAGAACAAGGACCUCAGGACCGUCUUCUCCUACUGCUUCGGCACCUACGGCAACAUGCCCAAAGAAGCCAGUUUCAGCAUGCACAGUUUGCUGGUCGGUCACUACCUUAGCGGUGCCUGGUACCCGAAAGGCGGAGCCAGCGAGAUUGCCUACCACAUCAUCCCCGUCAUCGAGAAGGCAGGGGGCGCCGUUCUGGUCCGUGCGCCGGUCAACCGCAUCCUAUUCAACGAUGCCAAGGAAGCUUGCGGUGUAAGUGUUAGGAAGGGCCAGGAGGAAAUACAUAUCCGCGCUCCCAUGGUCAUCUCCAAUGCUGGCAUCUUAAACACCUACCAGAGCCUACUACCCAAGGAGCUGCAGGCCACCCCAGCUAUCCAGAGGCAGCUGAGCAUGUUGAAGAGCGGCGAGGGCGGCCUCAGCAUCUUUGUGGGACUGAACGGCAGCAAGGAGGAGUUGGGCCUGAAAGCUGAAAACUACUGGAUCUUUCUCGAGAACAAUAUAGACAAACUGUUUGAAAAGUACAGUUGUAGCGACAGAGAGGAAGCUUGUAGAAGCAUACCGUUAUUGUUUGUCGCCUCUCCGUCUGCCAAAGAUUCCACCUGGGAGGAGAGAUCCCCAGGCAAGUCCACUCUGAGUCUGGUCAGCUUCGCCAGAUACGGGUGGUUUGAGGAGUGGAAGGACGACAAAGUCAACAACAGGGCGUCCGAGUACAAGGAGCUGAAGGAGGCUUUCAUCGAGACCGCUCUGCAGGUGGUCCUGCAAGUCUUCCCCAAAGUCACCAGAGACAAGAUCGAAUACAUCGACGCGGGGACCCCGAUCACCAACACCCACUACAUCGGAUCACCCAAAGGCGAGUUCUACGGAGUGGACCACGGCAUGGAGCGCUUCACCCCGGAGCUCAGCAUCAUCAUGAAGCCUCAGACGCCGCUGAAGAACCUCUACCUGACAGGUCAGGAUAUGCUUACGUGCGGAUUGGCGGGCGCCCUGAACGGCGCUCUAAUCUGCGCUUCGGUCCUUCUCAAGCGCUUGCUGCACCGAGAUGCCAUGGAGUUGGCUAAGAGGACCAAUUCUGCGGACCUCAAACUGAAAGACAAGUAACUGGGGUAGAAAAGUAGUGGCUAACUACUUGGCUGGAACAUCAACAAAAAAGGGAAUAAAGUGUGGCCUAUGCAACUAUUGAGUUAUAGGGUUAUUAUAACAUAAAUAAUGUGAAUGUUAAAGUUUUGUAAGUAUGCAUCAUGUUAUGUACUCAACUUAUUUGGCACUUUAUUGCGAUGUGUACCUGUUAACUAACACACUUUAUAUUAAAAACCCAAUGUGCCACCAAA